Molecule: messenger RNA, 1641 nt
Organism: Miscanthus lutarioriparius
Lineage: Eukaryota; Viridiplantae; Streptophyta; Magnoliopsida; Poales; Poaceae
Source: the annotation of a GenBank genome assembly
AUGGAGCAACUGAAGGAAAAGAUCCGUGGUACCGAGAGUGAAAUCCUGCAAAUGGAAACACGUUUGGAUGAAUUGAGAAGACUUCAGGGGCAAAUUAACACCAAGGCAACGGAGAGAAGUACAUUAUUUACGCUUCAGCAGCAACAGUAUGCUGCACUUUCUGAGGAAAAUGAAGAUACUGAUGAGGAACUAAUGGAAUGGCAAACAAAAUUUGAAGAAAGGAUUGCAUUACUAGAAACAAAAAUCAGUAAAUUUGGAAGAGAUAUGGAAGAUGAAGCAUCAAAUAGCUCCCGUCUGUCCAAACAAUAUUCUGAAUUAACACAUGAAAUAGGAAAGCUCCAGGCAGAAGCUGAUGCUCACCAGAAUAUGAAGGAUGAACGAGAUAUGGACAUAAAAAAUAUAUUCACUAAACAUAAUCUUGGGCCGGUUCCUGAAUCUCCCUUUACGAAUGAUGUUGCUAUGGACCUUACAAACAGGAUUAAAGUGAGACUCUCAAAUCUUGAGAAUGAUUUGCAGGAGAAGAAGAAAUCCAAUGAAGAUCAGUUAGAUGUUUUGUGGAAACGCUAUCUUAAAAUAAAUGCUCGGUACUCUGAAGUUGAUGGUCAGAUACAAUCUAAGACCGAAUCCAUGCAAAUUGAAGUUGAGAGGAAGACACUUGCCCUCGGAGAAAGAGACUAUGAUUCAAUUAUAAAUCAGAAACGAACAGAAAUGUUUAGUUUGGAUCAGAAAAUAAAAGUACUUCAGCGGGAGAAAGAUACAAUAAAUAGAAAUGCUGAUGAAAGAGUAAAACUGGGUUUGAAGAAGGAUGCAUUGGAAAGCAGCAAAGUUAAUGAGCAUAAGGACAAAAUCAGAAGGGUUCUUAGGGGGAGGCUUCCUUCUGAGAAGGAUAUGAAGAAGGAGAUCAAUCAAGCCUUUUGGGACACAUUGAGUAUCGAAGUGGAUGAUCUUAGGGAUCAGCAUAGAAUUAUAAAUGAAGAUCUGUCAAGUGCUCAGGUGAGAUGGCACACUGCUCGGGAAGUGAAGGUGAAAGCUUCAAACAUAUUGGAAAGAUUCCAAAAAUCUGAAGAUGAAUUGGUGCUUCUAGCUGAGGAAAAAGAACAGCUGAUCGUAGAAAAGAAGCUUUUAGAAGAGUCUCUUGAUCCAUUGUCCAAAGAGAGAGAGAGCUUGUUGCAAGAGUAUAAUGCUUUGAAGCAAAGGUUCGAUGAAGAGUAUCAUCAGCUGGCAGAAAGAAAAAGGGACUUCCAGCAAGAACUUGAUGCACUUGGAAGACUCAAUAUGAAGAUCAAAGGGUACUUGGAUUCCAAGAAAAUCAAAAGGCUUAAGGAAUUGCAGGGAAAGCAUGCUCUUUGCUAUUCUCAGUUGCAGAACUGCAAGGCAAAACACAAAGACAUAUUAGCUGAGUUAAAUAAGAGCAAAGAACUACUGCAGGGCCAGGGCCAGUUGAAAAGAAACAUUGAUGACAAUCUCAACUACAGGAAAACAAAGGCUGAAGUGGAACGACUUACUCGUGAUAUAGAAUCACUUGAAGAGAGGGUGCUUUCAAUAGGUAGCUCGUCUGCUAUAGAAGCUGAUCUGAAGCGUCAUUCUCAAGAAAAAGAGAGGCUUAAUUCAGAGGUAUUGUUUAUUCAAAGUAGCAAUUAA